Molecule: messenger RNA, 7790 nt
Organism: Spodoptera litura
Lineage: Eukaryota; Metazoa; Arthropoda; Insecta; Lepidoptera; Noctuidae
Gene: Neurl4
Product: neuralized E3 ubiquitin protein ligase 4
Source: RefSeq, a predicted model, not a curated record
ACGCAUAAUGGGUGCUACUUUUUGUUCGUGAUGUUCAUGUAAAUAAUGUGAAUAAUAAAGUACAUCAAAGUAAGAUUUUAACUGGAAUUAUGUACAGAAAUAUUCUAAAUUACAUAAUAAGCCGCGCAUAGUUUAGUGUAUAUAGAAAACGAUGAGGUUUCAUAGAAGGUGCGGCGACCGGGUCACACUAUUGAAUGAAAACUCUACAGCUGUUAGAAAUUUUGUAGAAUUUAACCAUGGCCUGAUAUUAAGCUCAGAACCAUUGAAGGAUGAUGUUAUAUUUGAAGUUACUGUUGAUAGAAAGGUGAAUGUUUGGAAUGGAAGCCUGGAAAUAGGUGUUACAACAUUGGACCCUGAGUUUAUGGAAUUACCUGCUACGGCAACAAAACUCAGGAAUACAGCAUGGAUUAUGUCAGGCAGUUCCAUUGUGAAGGAUGGUGUCACUUUGGUCAAUUCAUAUGGACCAGAACUGGACACCUUGCGGGAGGGCGACUGUAUUGGUGUUAUGAGAACUAGUAAGGGAGAAUUAACAUUUUAUCUCAAUGGUCGUUGCCUGGGAAUAGCUGCAAGAGAUCUUCCUUCAAGAUUAUUUGCAGUGAUUGAUUUGUACGGACAGUGCGUCCAAGUGUCUAUAUUGCGUUCAAAUGAGAUAAGACCAAUCAUGGACAGUAGUAUUGAACAGAUUGAAGAGGAUCCAAACAACGAUGAUACUCUUACAUCUAGUGAAAUGGAUGUUGCCGGUCUUCCACCCGAGUCCAGCCAAUGCCCAAAAGAACCUCAUGUUUACAUUCCAAUGCCUUCCGAAGGUGCAUGUGCCCUUGUGCCACAUGACCGACUGCGGUUUCAUCCAAGAUGUGGAAUCUUAGUGAAACUGUCAAGUAAUAACAAGACUGCGGAACGAGCUCGUCCACUUGAUGACUACAAUAAUGGUGUGGUGAUGACACACCGUCCACUCUAUGACAACGAACUGUUUGAGAUACGAAUAGAUAGGCUCGUUGACAAAUGGAGUGGAAGUAUUGAGGUUGGUGUUACUACACACAACCCUGCUACGAUACGAUUCCCGUCCACUAUGACCAACAUGGACACUGGAACUAUAAUGAUGUCAGGAUGCAAGGUGCUUCUCAACGGUCACGGCACUUGCAUGGAGUAUGGCAACUUUAAUCUUGAUGAACUAAGAGAAGGUGACACCGUUGGUAUGAUGAGGAAGAGCAAUGGUAAAUUGCACUAUUUUAUCAAUGGUAUCGACCAAGGUGUUGCUACUGAUAAGGUAGACCAACAAGUUUGGGGGGUGGUGGAUCUAUAUGGAAUGACUGUCAAAGUAUCCAUUGUGGAUCCUUGCGAAGAUUUGGAUAGUAACAUCAAUAAUCCACCUCUCAUGCUCGCUUCGCCUGAAAUUCCUGCUCCCAGCAAUUUUAGACCAACAAUAGACGAAGAGAGCCUUUUAUUUCAUACGCUGCGUGAUUCGAAUGUUAUUAUUAUUAACGAUGGUAAGACUGCUCAUAGGCCUAAUGCUUUCAAGUACUUCAACAACGGAAUCGUAAUGACGAACCGUACCUUAAAAACUAACGAACUUUUCCAAGUACGUCUCGACCUUGUCAUCCCGAAGUGGGCUGGAAGCAUUGAAAUUGGAGUCACGCAGCAUUCUUCAAAUGAUAUUAAAUUCCCUUUUAAAAUGAGCAAUGCCAAAUCCGGCACGUGGGCUGUGACCGGAGAAGACGUAAUUCGAGACGGUACUAUUAUAAUUCCACAGUACGUACGAAACCUCAACAAACUUGUGGAAGGAGACACUGUAGGAGUCAUGCGUAAGGAGUUGGGCAUCCUGCAUUUUUUUGUCAAUGGUGUGGAUCAGGGACCGGCUGCGUUCAAUGUUCCUGAACACGUGUUUGGCAUAGUAGAUUUGUACGGUCGCGCAGCACAAGCGACAAUAGUGGACGAAUACACGCCACCGCCAAUAUAUUCCCCCGAAUCACCACUGUCUUCCGAGUCUAAUGCUACAAUAUUUCCUGAGAUGUGCUUCCAUCGCGUGCACGGUCGCAACGCGCGUCUGAGUCGCAACCGUCUGACGGCCUGGCGCGCCACCGUCUAUUCCGAGUUCAAUGACGCCGUGUUGUUUAGCUCACGACCUCUCCGUGAAUGCGACAUGUUUGAACUUCGUAUUGAUAAAAUGGUUGACUGCUGGAUUGGGAGCCUUGAAAUUGGUGUGACGGCAAUACGUCCUGAUGAUUUGGAAGCUAGCGGUGGUGUCGGUGCGAUUGCGGGAACAGCUACCGACCUCAACUGGGACACUUAUAUCCUCAGUGGAGCAGCUAUGAUGAAGGAUGGGGAGUGCGUGCGAAGUGGAUACCCCCUAGACUUGGAUACUCUCACUGUUGGCAGUCGUGUUGGUAUGAUGUGGCAUGCUGACCGCAGUCUGCAUUACUAUUUGGAUGGUAUGGAUAUGGGCAAGGCUUGGUAUGUGCCCCAUCUUAACAUUUACGCUGUCGUCGACUUGUAUGGCCAGUGCACUCAGGUGACAAUAUUGCAAAAUGAAGAGCGGGUGUUUAAUUACAAUGGGUGCACGAAUUCAGAUAAUUCCAUGCUAAGCAACUCCAGAGCUAUGUCGUCGCCACCACCACCGUAUUGGAGCUUUUCCGAGUACGCUGGUGAUAAUGUAUGUUUAUUGCACGAGUAUACAGUCGCUCGACGACUGACGUCUGAUCCGAUGUCGGCGCUCGUGUUCAGUUCCGCUCAUCUUGCUUUGGGAGAAUUAUUCGAGGUGAAGAUAUUGGAGUGUAAACACUCAUACGCUGGUAGCUUCCGUAUCGGGAUCACAGAUAUCAACAUCUUGAAUGCGCAUGUGAACCGCAGCUUGCCUCCUAGCGUCGCUUGCCUGCCUCACUUCACCGCGUACAUUGAUGGGCGCUUCAUGAAGUACUCUCACCCGGGUACCCGAAAACAAGAAAUAUACUCGUUUGUCCCGUCGUUCGAGUGGCUGCGCCCCGGAGAUAGAAUCGGUCUGAAGAAAAUCAACGACAACCGCGUUAUCGUCUUCUACAAUUCUGAACCGCUCGACACUUGCUUCGAGAGAGUUCCCGACAAAGUGUACGUGGUCAUUGAAUUGUACGGUCACGUCACCAAGAUACAAGCAGUCUCCCAGGGAGUUCUCGGGGCUGGACUGAAUCAAACAACGAUUCCUAACGACGGCGAGGACUUCUCGAAGCGUAUAGCGACGCCAUUGAAUUUAGGCCAUUUAAGCAGUGACAAUACAGACGAGGUCUUUGAUAUUCACGGAUCGUUAGCGGGUGCCGGGUGCCCACUCGCGGGUGUUCGGCCACGAAAUUCUGACCGUACAUUUGACUCAGCCGACGAUCCCGGUGAAGAUACGACGAGUGAGGAUAGCGUUGCUGACGAUCUAGCUGAAGACGAAGCGUCUGCCGCUGAAGACGACAUAAUGGGUCGUAAGAACAAGGCUCCCAUACUAAAGGGCAAGUACGCCAAGCUUGCCGCACAGGCUGCUCAAGCUGCCGCUGAAGCGCAAGCUGCUGCUCGGGCUGAGGCUAGAGCUGCCGCCCAGGCUCAAGGCAAAGGUAAAGGAAAAGGAAAGCGUGGGAAGGCCUCUUCUCCUCCGAAGGAGUUACCAGCUGCAUCAACGUCUGCUGAGCCAACGACUCCUAGUGCGGCGGUAGAUGUAGCUGCUGUUGUAACUGCAGCAUCCGGCUCUGGCUCCGGGUCGGGUUCGGGUGUUGAUGCCGAAGAAGCAGGCGCUCAAGAUGAUGAGCCUCCCGCCGGUCCGUCCACUGAACCACCGUUCGAUCUCUCGGAACCACUGGGCGAUCCACCCGCCGAGCCAAACGCUGAGUCCGAGCCCGAGCCCGAGCCGAGUCCAAGCCGCAACAACCUGCCUUACACGUUCUUCAAUAUACAUGGCGUCAACAUCAAACUGUGCAGCUCAGACACUGUGGCGAUGCGUUUCCAAGGAUACAAAGAAGGCCUGGCAGUCGUUGGCCAGCCAUUGCGCCGCGGACAUAAUUUUAGGUUCCGUGUGGACAAGAUGUGUGAUGAUUGGGUGGGCACCAUAUCCAUUGGGGCAGUGGGCACGCUCCCAGCCGAGCCUAUCAGGAACGGCAUCCCCAUGGAGACACCCUGCUGGAUGCUUUCCAGCGAUAUGAUCAAUGACAACGGGACAUUCUACCACUCGUUGAUCGGGAUGGUGUUGGAAGAUUUGACGGAGCAGUCGGUCCUCACUCUACACUUCCGCUUCACCAGUGAGUUAGUACUGCAGGUCAAUGGGAAACUGAUUGGCUGCAUAGCUACCAUUCCGCGCAGGUUCAGCCAGGUAUACCCGGCUGUUGACUUAUACGGCACUAUUUGUCAGGUGUCGGUGUUACUGCAUCCUUACGUUAUUACAAGCGGAGCAUCGCUCGAUUUGCCAGUCAUCAGCGAAUUUCAAGAAGAGUCAUUUGAUGGUCUCUCAGAUGAUGAAGCUGAAGCGGUAAGCGAAGGGCAGACGGAAAGGAAACGCAAGAAGAAAGCCUACAGUCAAGACAAUCUGAUUCAUGAUGAAGAUCUCCAUUGGGAGCCUCCGUACAUGCCCGCUGGGCCCAGCCAUGGUCUUAGCUUCACGCCCUACCGUGUGCCAACUCCUCUUCCUUACCGUACACCGAGCCCAUAUCCAAAAACAGGAGCGAAGCCAUUGGAGAGCCCAGAGCCAAUCCCUGUGGUUGUUAUUAAGAAAAAGUAUAAAAAGAGUAAAAACAAAGAUGCUAGAGUUCGGGCCGUUCUAGCUGAAGCUCCAAUGUACACAAGCCUUAAUUUACCGCUGUACCAAAUCGCUGAUAAUAACGAGAUGGUGAAUCGCUGCAUUAAAAAGAGUCACUCGACGCACAACUUUUCCAUAUCGAGCGAUGAACAGGAGUCCUCCAGUUCUCUCCGACACACAAGCAGUGUGGGAUCGCAAGCCGACGACGACAGGGAACUACGUCGUCGCGUGGAUAUGUACAGGCCACCCGUCGGAUCAUUCUUAGACACCAACAUACGUCACAAUGAUCGUUACCCAGAAGUGAGCGAUGUGGACAACUUGGACAAUGAAAUAGUUGACGCCCUUACUAUGGAGACUGGGAACUUGCCCGAUCUGACUGAAGAACAAUCAUCGUCAUUUGAAAAUUCGCGUCGCGAUGAUUAUUGGGCAGAUUUGUUGCCGGUGGAGUACAUGCGCUACCUCAACCGCAUCAUGUGCUUGGAUCAGGACGGGGCUGCUUGUCAGAGCUUGGAGUCUGAGUGGGAGGCUUCUGGGCAGGGUUGCGAGCACCUGCACCUCGUGCUUAAGUACUGGAACCAUCUUGUUGUGCCGCACCCGGAACUGCGCCAAGCAGUGUCCUGGGGACAGGUGCGGUGCUAUUGUGCCAACUGCUUUCCUGAUGAUAGAUCACCAUUCGCUGGCUGGGUGCGUAUCGAGCGUAUUGACGGCGUUGGCGCCGCGCAGCGUGGAUUCUGGCAUGUAGUGCGGGGUACACUGACCGCUGCGCAAGCCGACGGCAUGGACCGCGGGCCCGUGCGCCGUCCCAGGGGACUAUACUCUGAACCCGUUUCCUCGCUGCCAUUCCACGACGUAUGGCUGGACGAUGAGGGGAAGCCGCACCACAGCUUGUUGUGUAUAGAGAUUGAUAUCGAGGGCUCGAACGAAGAAAACGAUCGUCUACUGGCGUUCUUGAUCAACUUGCGGCCACAAUUGACUUUUCCUGACGACUACUCAGAAUAAUCGUCUUUGCAUAAUUAUACUCUACUUGUCAUCCUCUGUACUCUUUGAUAGCACCGUGAACGUACUUAUAAUAGAGAUUAACGUAUUCUAUCAUGUCCGAGAUACAGGUGUACUCAUCACGGUGCGAAUUUUUUGAAUUGAUAUUAUUAUAUGUUAGUAAUUAAGGGACGCAAGACGGUUGUCGUUUAAGUAUUAUUAAUAGUAUUUAAUUGUAGAUCUGUGCCGUUAGCAAGGCAUUUUCGCUACAGUGUUUUUUGAUCUUCAGGUUGAGUGUCUGGAAUACUAAAAGUAAUCAUGGAACUGAAAUAAAGCCAUAGUUUAUAUUAUGAAAACGAAAUAAAAUUUAUGUGUACUAUUGGUUCAAUCUCAUGAAAAUUGAACAAUGGUAUAUAAAAAUAUAAGGAACAUUAAUAUUUUAGCAUUUGACGACGUGACAUUUAGAGGCCAUUAUCCAGUUCCCAAGUGAAGGAAAAGUGUGAAUGAGUAGGACCCUUGAGUGAAGCGAAUCAGCUUUACAACUUCAAGUAUUAUGACCCGUUUCACAUACUCCGGUUAGCCACUACUUUAGUACCUUCCAUAUAAAUUAUAAUAUUGUAGGAACUAUCUUCCAUUAACUUUACCGGGUACUUUAAUGAGAGUAGUGAAACAGGUUCAUAGUGUAACAGAGGAGCGUGUGUUAUUGUGGUGCUCGUAGCCGAUAGGACUAGCCGCUUAUGCUAUGGAUAGAUAGGUACUAUUUGCUCGCUGAUGUUACAGUAAGAUGGCUUUGUGAUAGUGAAGCAUUGAGGUUAUACUUGAUACGGUAAUGGUAAUUAAAUACAUAUCCAUCUGAUGGCACUGUUAUUUACUUUGCACUACCAAGAUAAUGACGAACAAAGUUUGGGAUUUCUAAACCACGGAGUCAAUUUGAAGUAACCUUGCAUAGGUUGCCACAUGAGAAACUGGUUUAUUUACGUAUCUUGUAUAAACCCCUUGCACCAGUUACGUGCGGAGCUUGGUAGGUAAGUAAGAACAAGAAAUGUUGUAAGAAAUUUGAAAUUGUAGCGAGAACAAAGUUCUAAAAGUAUUGUUGGUAGAUAUAUGACAAUAAAUUUGCUAACACCUAUUUUUUACGAGAAAUAAAAUUGGUGGGAAGGCUUUAGCGAUCAAUUUCAAUUAAAAUAUUUAGUGCGGUGUAACUGCAAUUUCAACAGUUAGUUCAAUAUUUGAACUGUACUGGCGUGGCGUGUGGGAUCUGAAGUCUAUGUGCACUGUAGGAUCAAAAGACACUGUACAGUUUACUACUAGUCACUUGAUAUUGUAACACCUCAUGGAACUUAUCCUCCACAGUCUAAUUGAUAAUAGCAGCGUUAAGCACAUUACUUUCGUGAUCUCAGAUACUCUUACAUUUUGUUAGUUUAUAUUUGCGCAAUAUUACUUUACGUUUAUGGAAGUAUUGAUUUAGCCCAGUUUAGAUAUUGUAAUAUGUUUUAAGGAUGCAUUCACAGUAGAGUUAGGAAGCGAUGGGAACACAUUAGCUUGCGGUGCUGUUUAUAGACGAGUGGCGUAUGUAUCGUUGUGUGAUAGUGAGCGAUGAGACUGACCAACUGUGGCUGAACCCUUAUUUCAUUGGCUAUGUUCCGAAUAAUAAACAGUAUGUGUUAAAAUAUUAUUUUAUUAUAUUUGGAAAUGCUUUAAAGAUAUUUUAUGAUUAGAGUAUGAUAUUAUUUAUUUUAUUUUGCAGUUACAAUGCAGCUAUUUUAAGAUAAUACUAUUAUAUGUCUACAUAUUCAUAGUAGGUAGAGGGCGACUAUUCGCACAAUCGUUUCAUGUAAUCAUUAGUUAAGCAAGAUUCAGACAUUUUGAACUUUCAGUAGCGGUAUUCAUUAUCCAAUAGAUGUUAGUAUAUAUGUUAUAGUGCUGUCAAUGCAUAUGGAAACUGCAUGUUACAUAUGUAAAGAUACUAUAUAAUAUGUCGGUUUAAUUGUCGAAAACAAUAAAUGUGUAGAAUUCAUUGACAUGUGAAAAAUUCUGUGUGUAUAAUGUUCUGAUGAAAUAAAUGACUAUCAUGAUC